Molecule: messenger RNA, 2485 nt
Organism: Pocillopora verrucosa
Lineage: Eukaryota; Metazoa; Cnidaria; Anthozoa; Scleractinia; Pocilloporidae
Biological process (GO): proteolysis
Molecular function (GO): metalloexopeptidase activity
Source: RefSeq, a predicted model, not a curated record
CAGAGUAUUGAUGCAAUUAAAUUACAGAUGCCUUCUGCUCUUUCUUUUUUUUUUAAUGUAGACAACGAAUAUCAUGGCGAGCGUUUGGUUCCUUACGGUUUUGUGUGCCCUUCAAUCUAUUGUCCUCACAGAUGCCACUCAAAAUGAAUACAGCGACAGAUCCGAAUCACUAUUGGCUUUCUUGAAACAUUUCAACCAUAGCAGACAUCACGUGACUAAUCCCGAAGGAAAGAAGAAAGCGCAGGAGUUCAUUCAUCAAACUUUCCAGGAUUUGGGCCUUGUCACGUGGCUUGAAAAAUUUGAACCAGAUUAUCCAAAGUACGCGACUGGAGAAAACAUAAUCGGAAUGCUCCCUGGCAAACUCGCUGGCUCGCCAAACGACAGGUUGUUUCUGAUCGGUGCUCAUUACGACACGAUGCGAACUACCUUACAUGGUAGUGACGAUAAUGGCUCAGGCGUGGCUGCUAUGCUUCAGGUUGCUAAGCAGCUCGCCAAAGAUUUCUCCAGCUGUACGCGUAGUUUCAGCGUUAUCUUCGUUGCAUUUGACUUUGAAGAAUGGGAAUUUGAUUGUUCCAACCAAAGCGUCGUGCCCGAAUGUGCUUGUGGCUCUAUCGACUGUGGAAGUCGCGCUUUUGUCGCAAAUUUCACCCAAUUUUACAACGGGUCCUUAAACUCAAACGGAAAGCUUCAGGGAGCGAUAAUCAUGGAUACAAUGUUCAAUUAUAACACUACGCCUCAUUCGCAGUUUCUCCCAUUUGGAGUAGAACAUCUCGCACCAGAAAUUUACCAUCAGAUCAAAGAGGACGAGUUUCGAGGGGAUUUCCUUUCCAUGAUUGGACGACAAGUGGAUGAUGCAGCGCUUCUGAACUCAUUCUGGUAUCAUUACAGUCAAGUGAAAUCUGCUCUCGGGGACAAAACUGCAAUGUAUCAAGUAAACCUUCCAUUUCAAGGACAGCCAUCAAAACUCUCCGAUCGGGAAUAUAACCUGCUUGGGGAUUUCUUACGUAGUGAUCACGUGUCUUUUUGGGACCAUGAUCCGUCAAUGAGCGCCAUCUUCCUCAGUGACACAGCUGACCAAAGAAGCUACAUGAAAUCGUGUUACCACAAAAACUGUGACAGCCUGAGUCAUGUGACGUCUGAAAUGCUUCAGUUCCUACAGAAGACCACUGACACAAUUCUAGCCACAGUUAAUGACGUCACCAAGUUAUCGUGCAACGGCACGACCAUCACGACUACCACUACCACUACAGCUUACGGUAUGAAAGGAUGGGAGAUUGGCCUUUUGGCAUUUGGAACGUUUUUGCUUGGCGCGUUAAUCGCUGGGGCAGCAUUUGUGUUUUACCUUCGCUGGUUCAAGAAAGACGCAUCAUUUGUCAGCCAAGAUCACUUGCAAUCAGGCUUCAAUACAAACGUCAUCUAACCCUUUAUCAUUGCACAAAGUUCACGAACGUGGCCGUCUCACAGGUUGCUAAUGGGGAGUCUUUUGCAGCACUAACUGAAGAAACUGGGCGCUCGUUUUUAAUCUUAAAAUUUUUUAGCUAAAUCGUUUUCUUUAUCUUUUAAAUAUUAAGACAAUCCUUUGUCUCCUUGGUUAAGUACUGAAUGGUUUUUGCCUUACCUAGUAAAUAUUUUGUUUCCAGUUGAAAGUGGAAGUUGUUAUGUACAUGACAGGGAAUGUCUCUCAUUACAUUGUAACCGAGCCGCCCUGGAAGACCCUCGAAGUUAUGGCGAUUGAGAGAUAUUAGUGAUCUUAUACUCAUUAGGCAAACUUAAGGAUUUAACUCGGUGUGAUUCUUUUUAAGCAAGUAUUAUGCUUAAACAAACUGUUAAGAUGACAAAAUGUCAAAAAUGUUUUUUGUUGAUUUUUUAAAGUUCGAUUACAUUCCACGAUCUCAUUCUUUUCACAAAUAAUUUAGAAAGGGGCUUGUUAGUAACGUGGUAACUACAGAAAAAAACUUUGCGGCCCGACCUUUACGAGAACUUUAUAGCUCCGUGAACUUACCUAAUUUUCGGCAAUCUCAAGUUUGGCCGCCAUUUUGAGGGACUUGUCAACAUGAAGCGUAACCGAUAUAAAUCAAGCAGGUAAAUCUAAAACCGUCAGAAAUACAUACGAAAGCAAUUCAAAUGAACUUUACUUUCAAUUCAAGCGGCAAAAUUUGAAAUUGUUCGUUAAACUUACCAUCCCCAUGCGACCAUUUAUUCCAACAAUUCAAACACUACAACUUUCUGAAUUCCCCUCGUCGAUUCCACCGCAAGAAAUAACCUGUGCCACCCAAGCUUCGACUCGAAUGUGAAGUACGGAUCAAAUAACAUAACUGCUUCAUCUUCGCGGCAAUAUCACGCUGGUAUUUUGAUUUUCCGAUCGACAAGAACGGUGAUCAAGAAUCGAUCGGUUUGUUUACCUCAUAAACGUGACCGCUGACCAGCUGCUGAGUGAAAACAGUACGGUUCAGUGGCGAGGGGCGGGGUGAGGGAUGGGUGCGGG